CGACGACGCACGUUGGAAAGCGCAGAGCGCAGAGCGCAAAACGCCCUCUCGCCUUCCAUUACCAGUGGGCGCGAAUAGAGGGGCAGUGAAUAUCGAACGUUGGCUGCGCAUCUCCCCUUCCAUCGUCCAUCAAUCCAUCAAUCCAUCACCACUCAUUCCCCUUCUCAUAACUCUCCCCACUGUUCUGUUUUUGGCAAUCCCUCUGCGAGAGUGUGGUCGGAGGCUGAACGGCACUUUCCUUCCGUCUUGCUUCUCCCGAUAGACUGCCCCCUUCUCCCACUUCCUUCCUGCUCUGCAACCCACCCUCACUGUUCGUCCAUCACAGUUAACCUACAUGGCCGUCUUCUAAAUUGCCUCUUCAUAAUCCUCGUCCUCCUUUCGUUGCGACUCUCUUUCAGUCGGUCUAAUGUCUUCAACUCAGCGUGCCCUGUCAUCUGCAGCGCCGCCAUCUCAUGACCACAACGGAUUUCCAAAUUCCGAUUUCGAACCCGAUUUCUUCAACGUGGAUUGUAGUCCGCUCAGCCCAGGAGACAACAUGCAAGAAUACGACCAUUUUUCUCAUGACGACAUGGCUCACCAAGGCUAUUCAGGUCCUCCUUCAGCUUUCCAGCUCCAUCAGGGCUCAUCCUCUUUCCCUUCUUCCAAUCACCAGAUGAAUUCCUCCCAGUCGGGCCACGUUUCCAUGCGGAACUCAAAUUGCAUGGCAUUCUACUACGAUGACCCCAACGCGAAUCCGCAAGCUUUCACCAGCCAGUGUGACGCCGACAGAGAAAGCUGGGAUUGCAAAGUCAAUUGUCCCGAGUGCCGUGGAUGCGACAGCUCCACCCCGGGACCGGUCUGCAGCGACACCGACUGCCCUUCUUCGCCAUGUGAUGAAAAUCAAUGCGAUCCCUAUACACGUUGCAGUGGUGUCGAUUGCGUGCCCGAGGAUGAAGACGAAGACGAAGACGAGCUACCCCCUCCUGAAUUGCAAGAGGCUGCUGUGGCCCUGAACACUCUCCACAACGACCCGGGAUAUCAAGCGCCACUCCAGCCACAGCUGCAAAACGCUGUCCAGCACAACACGCAAUCAUCCACCCUGAGGCCUGGCCAGUUCGCUUCUCGAGAGACUCCCGGGCAUGGUUCCGGUGCGCCACUGUCUGCCCAGCAUGCGACGGGCGGGCAGGCCUUUUCCAACUCAACAUCGCACACCGCCGCGCCCGUCGGAACGGGGAUGGUGACCACUUCACUGCCCGGGGAUUUUCAGCAGGUAGAGGCUUUCCAGCAUCUCUGGCAGCAGCACGACCCGAACCAGCCGCAUUCCCAGUGCGCAGAGCCGUGUCUUUUUAACAGCUACAGCGCGUCCCUUCGGUGUCCCAUGCCGCAGUUCGCACACGCGCAGUCAAACGCGGAGAGUUUCUGUCAGCCGGCAAUCAGUAACCCUGGCUACAACGUCCCAUGUGGUGACGUGUUUCCGUCUGCCUGGGAGUGGGUGAACCACUUCAACGAGCAGCAUCGAAACGCCCACAAUGCCGACUGCCUUCAAGCUUUCUUUCCGCAAUCCUUCCCUCAAAAUUAUGUCAACUUCGGAAAUUCUGGCCUAGGCAAUGGCUAUCAGCAUAGUACUCACAUGCCCCGCUUGGAGCAAGCCGAACAACCAGUGCGGAGAUCGUCGUCUACUUCGACCGGGUCAGCAACCAACACGAGCGAGGACGUCAACCAACGUUCGUCGAAUACUCCAGCCACGGAUGAUUCUGUACACACAUUGGAGGGCCAGGCCAUAUGCAAGUGGGUACGGGGUGAAGACGGUGGCGUAUGCGGGAAGGCUUUCGCGACGGACGACGCGCUCCACGCACAUUGCCGACAAGCUCAUAUAGUGCCCCUCGACAAGGAUGGCGAUGGUUUCUCUUGCCUGUGGGAAAAAUGCAACCGAAAACACAAGCCACAUGGCAAGGGCAAGUUUGGCCAGAAGAGCAAGCUCGAGAGACAUCUACAGACCCACACUGGGUAUAAACCUGUUGAGUGUCCCUAUUGCGGCGUAAAGCUUUCAGCCAAGCAAUCUCUGGAGCAGCAUAUUCGGAUCCAUACAGGCGAGACGCCGUGGCCCUGUUCGAUAUGCAACGCACAGUUCAAGCAGCAGAGUGCACUUACUAUGCACAUGCGCACUCAUAAUGGCGAGAAACCCCUUCAAUGCGAGAUAUGCAACAAGGCUUUUAGCGAGUCGUCCAAUCUGUCAAAGCACCGGAAGACGCACAAGGUUAGAGGAGACCACGUGUGCCCGCUCUGCGACAAGGAUUUUCACAGGCCCGACCAGAUGCGCCGACAUCUUCGGAGUCACGACGACAAAAUGAGUGAUCAAGAGCGGGCUAUGUUACCGCUGCAGGUCUCGUCGAUGUUGCUAUGGGCAAAACGCGGCUUGUAAGGGAUGUUUCGUUUGAAAGACUUCAUAUCGAUCACAUCACGAUCACCAUGCAGACUUACAUUUAGCUCAUGGGAAACCCCGGAGUCCUAUGGUAUAUCAGAGCAUAGCCUAUGAUGGCAAUUCAUGAUGAGGCGAGCGGUCGGCAUUUUGAUAUUUUACCCGCCCGUUGAGCAUGGCGUUGGGUGACUGGUUGACGGAACUAGUGCAAUUGGGAUAGGAGUCUUUAAAAACAAGGUACACCAAACCAUCGAGAAGGCAUUGUUAGAGACCGUUUAAGCUAGACAUAUGCCUUGGCUGCCACGAAAUACAUUUCUCGGUAUUA
Messenger RNA from Sodiomyces alkalinus F11, 2723 nucleotides. RefSeq lists its product as hypothetical. Gene Ontology annotation, biological process: regulation of transcription by RNA polymerase II. The record is from RefSeq and is a predicted model, not a curated record. The transcript is spliced from 4 exons. Bases 407 to 2401 code for a protein of 664 amino acids. Gene Ontology annotation, molecular function: DNA-binding transcription factor activity, RNA polymerase II-specific; RNA polymerase II cis-regulatory region sequence-specific DNA binding. NCBI's taxonomy places the organism in Eukaryota, Fungi, Ascomycota, Sordariomycetes, Glomerellales, Plectosphaerellaceae.